AUGGUGGCGGACGCGAUGGGCGUGGACCGCCCCAUCGCCAUUCAAAACAGCUUCUCCCUGGUGCACCGCACCUUUGAGGGCGAGCUCGCGGAGACGUGCUCGCGGCGCCACUUCAACCUCCCCCUGCUGCCGUGGUCCGCACUGGCUGGUGGGGCACUCAGUGGCAAGUACCUCGAAACGGUGCCGGAGGGCAUCUCGCCAGCGGGGCCCACCAGCCGCCUCAAUCUCUUCGCUGAUAGGUACGCCCGCUUCACCUCGCACCGCGUGCAGCGCGCCGCCGCGCGCUAUGCCGAGAUCGCCGCGGACUGCGGCCUCACGCCCGCGCAGCUCGCCUACGCGUGGGCGGCGUCGCGGCCGUACGUGGGCAGCACCAUCGUGGGGGCCACCAGCCUGGACCAGCUGGCCUCCAACCUGCGCUUCACGGGGGUCGAGCUGGGGCAGGACGUCCUGGACGCCAUCGAGGCAGUGCACCUGCAGCGCCGCAACCCCAGCCUGGUGGACUGA
This is a messenger RNA of Monoraphidium neglectum, 504 nucleotides long. RefSeq names its product Protein tas. The record is from RefSeq and is a predicted model, not a curated record. The transcript has 4 exons. The coding region runs from base 1 to 504 and encodes 167 amino acids. NCBI's taxonomy places the organism in Eukaryota, Viridiplantae, Chlorophyta, Chlorophyceae, Sphaeropleales, Selenastraceae.